This is a messenger RNA of Amphiprion ocellaris (clown anemonefish), 2338 nucleotides long. It is a transcript of the gene agtr1b, whose product is annotated as angiotensin II receptor, type 1b. Gene Ontology annotation, cellular component: membrane. The coding region runs from base 387 to 1475 and encodes 362 amino acids. Gene Ontology annotation, biological process: immune response; G protein-coupled receptor signaling pathway; regulation of vasoconstriction. The transcript is spliced from 2 exons. The record is from RefSeq and is a predicted model, not a curated record. Lineage: Eukaryota; Metazoa; Chordata; Actinopteri; Pomacentridae. Gene Ontology annotation, molecular function: angiotensin type II receptor activity.
CUACAGAGAGGGAGACGGGAUGGGACAAUACGUAGCUGACUGGCUCCAAUAUAAUUCAUUCAUCAUUGUAGUUGGUGUGUAUGUGUGAGAAAGAGAGAGAGAGAGAGAGAGAGUGCUGGGGGGUGAGGAGGGGGUUUGUGUGUCAGACGGUAUUCCUGCUCGUCUCGCUCCACCGGUCAAGUUAAAUCAGAGGCAGUCACUGGCACACCACGGUGGUCUCUCUAUCUCCCUGCCUGUCUUGCUCUGAAAGCAUCAGCAGCCUCCUGGUUCAGCACCACAGGACUCGCUGAGGCCCUCGCCCAAGGCCUGUAUCAGUCACCGCAGACGCACCCUGCCGACAGGGCCCCCUGUUUAAAAGUCCUAGGAUCUGGCAUUAAAAGGGGAAAAUGCUGAAUCUAACGGCAGGAGCGACAGAAGGGAUAGCACUGACAUGUGGCAUGUCUGGAAGACAUGAAAUCAUCUUCACCCUGGUGCCCAUCGUCUACGGCUGCAACUUUGUCAUCGGCAUCAUUGGAAACACUAUGGUGGUGGCUGUCAUCUACUGCUACAUGAAGCUCAAGACAGUGGCCAACAUUUUUGUCCUUAAUCUCGCUAUUUCUGACCUCACCUUCCUCAUCACUCUGCCCAUGUGGGCCACCUUCACUGCCACGGGGUAUCAUUGGCCCUUUGGAGGAUUCUUAUGCAAGGCCAGUGCAGGCCUGGCCAUUUUUAACCUCUACACCAGCAUAUUCUUCCUCACGGCACUCAGCAUUGACCGGUACCUAGCCAUUGUGCACCCAGUGCGAUCACGCCGGUUUCGCACUUUGAUGUAUGCGCGCAUCACCUGUGUAGUGAUUUGGCUUUUUGCCUUCGUGCUCAGUGUCCCCACAGCAGUGAUCAGGGAUGUAAUAAACGUCAGAAACAACAGCAAUACAUUGUGUGCCACUCUGCACCCUAGUGAAGAAAAUGUUGCGAGGUUGAAUGCGAUCCUCCUGGCCACCAACGUUAUGAAAGGCCUGCUGGGCUUCCUCAUACCCUUUGUCAUCAUCAUCACCUGUUAUUGCCUGAUUGGACGGGCGCUGCUCGCUGCCAAACACAUACAGAAAAGCUCCCGUUCCCGGGACGAUGAGGUGCUGCGCAUGCUCGCAGCAGCUGUCCUGGCCUUCUUCUUGUGCUGGGUGCCCCAUCAGGUGUUCCACUUCAUGCAGCUCUCCCAGCUGAUACACGGGGAGAACUGUACCAUCUCGGAAAUCAUUGACACUGCCAUGCCCUUCACCAUCUGCAUCGCCUACUUCAAUAGCUGUGUUAAUCCUCUCGUGUACGGCUUUGUGGGGCGAAACUUUCGCAAAAACUUACUGCGUCUGCUGCGCUGCUCGCCAGGUGGAGCCACUGGGCCUCAUCCGAGCAUCAGCUCCAAGAUGAGCGCGCUGUCUUUUCGCGCCUCUGAGGCACUGAGUCUUACAGUCAAAAUGAAUACCUCCUCUGAUGUCAAGUGAAAAAACAAAACAAGAAGCGGGUUAUAAUUUCACUCAUGCUUUUCUUUUGCUCUGUGGUUAAGGGGCUGGGAAUGGAGGCAUUCCAUGCUUGUGAAACCCAACUGCAUUACCAAGCACUGAACCCUGCAGAAUGGCUGAAAUGUUGUAUUCAUAAGACCAAAAAACAUCCACUACCUUGUACAAGGCUUAUUUGUAGAAUAAUCAUCUUAUGCCACAUUAAACGGUGGGAAAAAAAAUGUAAAAAUCCAUGAACUAGCUUUAUUAAUGGAGCAUUGCCCUGCCAGAAAACACUAUACAUAAUUGCUGAUCGCUUAUCCCAUUAUUUAUGUGAGAUGUGCAUAUUCUGCAGGAUUUUGUCAGCAUUGUGUUUUAACGAUACAGUGGAGUAAUAUAUCGUCCAGUGAUAAUCAUUUGUGUGCUCAGCAGGUCUUUCACCAGUUGGAACAGUGAUCAAGUACUCAGCAAAGAUGUCAAAACUAGAAAAAAGAUCAUAAGCAGCUUAUGUAUGCUCUGCCAGCAGCUGUAUACAUGGAAUAAUUGGAAAUGUGUAGCAAAAUGUCAUGUAAAUUCAUAUCUGUAACACAUCUGACUGUGGUAACUAGAGUAUGUAUGUUAUAUAUCGUAUUGUCAACGUAUGUGCUCCUUGUGAAAAUGCAUUAUAUGUGUUUGCAUACUAAGAUUGAAAUGCUGCCAAGUGUGGGAGCAGCGUACUGUAAAAAUGAAGACUCCAGGGUGGGUGAUCAUUGUCAGUGUUUCUGGUGGUUGUCUUUGUGGUAUUUAAACAUGUUGAUAGAUUUUUUUUUCUACUCUGUAAGUGUACAUUUUGUGAAUAUAUGAAGAUAUGAAUAAAAUGAAGAAAUACA